AUGGUGAACUAUCAUCUUAUUGUGUUAGUCCAUGGAGUUUGGGGCAAUCCAUCUCAUAUGGGCUACUUGGCCCACCAGAUCGAGAAAAUGUCCACCUCUAAUCCCAACGACGAGAUUGUCGUCUAUAGAACUGGCUCCCACUCGGGUUAUUUGACCUAUGAUGGUGUCGACAUCAAUGGAAAGCGAAUUGCCGAUGAGAUCGUGGCCAAGAAGGAUGCUCUUAAUGGAGAAGAAGGCACCGUCACCAAAUUCUCUUUGGUUGGCUACUCCAUGGGUGGCUUGGUAUCUCGAUAUGCUCUUGGUAUCUUGUACCACCAACAUUUCUUUGAGACCAUUGAGCCUGUCAACUUUGCUACUUUCUGUACUCCACAUGUGGGUAUCGUCAACCCAGGCCUGUCGCUUCUGGCUCGCUUGUAUAACAUGAUCGGGCCACAUACCAUUGCCGAAACAGGUAAGCAAUUCUUUCUCCGGGAUAAAUUGUCUGGUCAUGACGAUUAUGUGCCGUUAUUGCAGUGGAUGUCAGAUCCAGCAUCCAAAUUCUAUAAGGCAUUGGAGAUUUUCCAGAAUAGAUCGUUAUAUGCCAAUGCCAUAAACGAUAGACGUACCAGUUGGUAUUCCACGUCGAUUUGCGAUGUGGAUCCCUUCAAUUCCAUGGUCAACGAGUCGCUUAGUGCUUACGACAUGAAAUACAUUGACGGUUACUCCCCCACCAUCAUUGAUUUCUCUCAGCCCAUUACUUUCCGCAAGGUGGAGCCUAUUGAAACUCCAGGUCUUACUUUACAAAGAUUCUUCUACAAGACACUCACCUGGUUGGGUGUUUUGGGUCAGUUUAUCUUGAUCACACCCAUUUAUUCAUUGUUUCUUUUGGCCAAUGCUAUUUGGCAGAGAGUCAAGAUGAACAGACGUCUUAAGGACUUUUACCGUGAUGGAGCUGAUAGCUUACUUGCCUUGUAUGAGAUAGUCCAUGAUGAGGUGGCAAUGUCGAGCGAAGAUCAGCAGGUCGAGGACGAGGAAAAGCAGACGAACGGGGACGAUUACAGCGAUAGUGAUGCCGAGUCUUUCAUGGGCGGUGUAUCUGAAAGAAUCAGAGAUCAGACUGACAUCUUCAUUGAGUCUAUUUUUAGUGCUGUGAACAGUAAAAGUUACUUUGACUAUCACUACAGCGUGAGCAAGCCUUCUAAAGGUUUAACUUUAGAGAAUUUGGGAGACGAUUCCGAGACUCCUUUGUUGGAAGAUAAGCCUCUAGUGAACCUUAAGGGACAGAAGGUGACCACUGACUUCAAAUUGAAUUUGACUGACCUGCAAUACAUCAUUGUGGCCAACUUGAACACUUUGAAAUGGAAUAAAUUUCCUGUGAUCAUCCGAGAUACCAAGGCAACCCAUGCCGCUAUCAUCCAUAGACACAAUGACCCAACAUUUAGCGAAGGCAGGGUUGUUGUACGCCAUUUCGUCGAACAGGUUUUGAAGGUAUAG
Messenger RNA from Sungouiella intermedia, 1473 nucleotides. NCBI's taxonomy places the organism in Eukaryota, Fungi, Ascomycota, Pichiomycetes, Serinales, Metschnikowiaceae. The record is from the annotation of a GenBank genome assembly.